Talaromyces marneffei is the source of this 1914-nucleotide messenger RNA. RefSeq lists its product as uncharacterized. The transcript has 11 exons. NCBI's taxonomy places the organism in Eukaryota, Fungi, Ascomycota, Eurotiomycetes, Eurotiales, Trichocomaceae. The record is from RefSeq and is a predicted model, not a curated record. Bases 1 to 1914 code for a protein of 637 amino acids.
AUGUCCGAAAUUCCCGUUAACGUUCUAUUGGAUGAUAAGUUAUAUGCCCCAACAUUUCAGCCUCAUCCGAAAGCAACCGAGUACGGACUAGACUCAGUGGAUACUGCAUUCGUGCCCAAUGAAGGAACCUACUUAAGACGCUACGAUUCGCGGCCAUCCAUUCCGAUCCAAAACCUGGCGAAGAAGAAAUAUGCAUAUCUAUGGCAGUGCUGUAGCUGCGGUCACCCAGGCAUCAACAUCAUGAACGAUCGGUGUCCAAGAUGCGCUACCCCAAGAUGUGCCUAUUGCAAGACGUUCAAGGAAGAGACACCUUAUGUUAAACUCAAAAAUGAUAUUCGAUCAGUAUUUGGUGACAUCGAAAACUUCAUGCAGGAUUCAGAAGAAUCGCUCCCGUCGGAUCAGGUUGAUGAGGUGAUUGAAUUCUGCCAUGGUGUUUGCUCAGAUGACUUGCGGUCAGGUGUUGCGGCUGGUGGACGAUAUCAACGUUCAUGGCUGGAUGACAGAGGAUAUUCGCAUGAGACGGGCAGUGGACUUUCUAGGAGAUAUACCGGAAAUUCGUUGACACCGUCCCAACUGUACCAAAUCUUGCAGGCUCGGCGAUAUGAUAAUGCCGUCAUGCCAGAUGCGGAUAGACGCUUAAUAUACAUCACGAAAAUGAGUCCGCAUUACGUUUUGGCGAUCACCGAAACAGCUCCAUGGCAUGAGGUCGAGUCAUUAAGGGAUGCUCUGUGGAAACAUUUGGCAUCCCAAAUGUCCAUAAAAGUCAUUCUACCUCAGAACUUCCCCAUAUUUCAUCUGGAAUUUCAUCUACCGUACCUUUCACUGCGACAAGCUCCACCAGAGCCCCAUUCUCCUGAAGCAAACAACGGCAGAGCCUGGACCGACUUGUCGUUCCUGGAACCUGAGAAGGGCAAGUUACAACAUCGUGGUGUCUUUGAAGCCCAGAUCUCCUUUGUCAUUGUAGGGUCAGACAAUUACCGGUGGGACGGAUAUUGUUUUGCCUUCGACGACGAGGAAGAGUUGCUCGAUGACGACUCUGACGCAGUUCGCAUGGAUCCCAUCUCUUGGAAUGGAAAGAGCUGUACAUAUAAUGCGAAUCACCCAAUUUGGGAUCCAAGAAAAUAUUUUCUCGCGGUUUUUGAGAGCCGAAUGACUCAGGUUUUAGCCGAGUUCGAAUGCCUUAUUCGAAUGAUAGCAAAAAACAUCAAGCAAUAUGAAAAUUCCCUCCUUCUUACUUUGUCACGACAGCCGCGAAACCACACCCGAGACGCAAAGGAAGAUUUCGAAAGGGUUCAUCUCACAAUGCGCCUUCUGCGUCGAUUAAUGGAUAUAUUAUCAGAAUAUACCGAUGCUUGGGAGACCUUUAGUGGUUAUGAAGGAGAUCUUGGUUACUUUUCUGACAUCGUGGCCGCUGGGGAUCACUCAUCUGAACAAGCUCGCCAUUCGAUUGAGGUCAUCAGGCACGCCUUCGUUGGACUACAGCGGCGCAGACGAGAGUUGAGUCGACUGGAAGACUGGUGUAAAAACUCAGCCCAAAUACUCCAACUGCAGUUAACGCUCGCGGGGAGUAACUCGGCACGGAAUAACGAGAUUGUCACAGGACUUACAGCUUCGUUUGUCAAUCCCAUCGCCGUCGCUGCAGCACUCUUUUCAAUGCCGGAAACAGUAAAGCUCAACCCCAAAUCAUUUGUUGUUGCCAUUGUUGUCAGUAUGGUCUUGAUGAGGCUGCUCAUCUAUAUUCCUGGAUUUUUCGGAUGGUGGCCUGCGAUCAACGCAAGGAUAAGGACCGCCCAAUGGGAUGGACGGGCAUCUAAGAAUAUUGCAACCACACAGACGCGGCGUGGCACAGACGAGGCGACGUAUGAUGUGGAAAUGCACCCCCGCGAUAACAAUACAUGUAAUGUAGACUUGUGA